AUGAUCUUUUUCGUUGCUAUACAUAAUCACUUAAUUAUAGUGGUGAUCGUGACUUCUUGUAUUUUUAUCCUAGUUGAUACGGCUAUGACGAGAACAUUAGAAAAUGUCACCAAUUAUACUUCUGAAGAUCUGUCAGAAUUAGAAAUUAAAAGACUUAAUUAUCCACGCUGGGGACACACUAUUUUCGCAGUGUUGCUUCUUUUUGUGGAAUUAUUUGGAUUUACAGAGAUUUGUUUUAUUCUUUUCACGUUUUUCAAGACGAAACACCUUCGCUCCGCAACAAACAUUUUUGUAAUCGCUCUAUGUGUGGCUGACCUUUGUAUGCUCAUUUUAGGAUGUCCAUUUUCAGUUAUUUCUGCAUUUAAUGGACAAUGGGCUUUUAGUAAAGCCGUUUGUGUGCUUUCUGGAUUUAUAGUAUAUUUCCUAGGACUAACUCAGCUCUACCUGUUAGUGGCCAUCAGUGUGGAUAGAUACAUUGUGAUAACAAAACCGCUUCAGUCAGCCCUUAUUACAAAACGAGUUGCUGUACUUUCUUGUAUAGGAUGUUAUGUAGGUGGAUUUUUCUGGGCAGUCCUUCCCCUGGCUGGAUGGUCUCAGUAUGGAUUAGAGGCCCCCGGAGUUUUCUGCGGACUAGAUAUUGAAAAUACACAGUUCUCUUACUCACUAACAAUAUUUUUCACUUGCUUUCUUUUCCCGUUUAUCAUUAUGUGUUUUUGCUAUUACAGAAUUUAUUCAACGAUCCGAAACAUUAACAAAACAACAGUGUGGGAUAUUACUAGCAGAGUUGCAAGAAAAAACUUGAGACUUGAGAAGAAGAUGAUGAGAACUUGUAUACUAAUGUGCUGCUCCUUCUGGAUAUGCUGGUUCCCGUAUGCUUUAGUCUUCUUUUGGCAAGUGUUAUUUGGCGUCGACUCAUUACCGUUAGUGUUAACAGAAAUACCAGCCCUAGCUGCUAAAUCACAAGGUGUUCUAAACCCCCUUAUCUAUGGUGCAACGAAUAAAAUGUUUCGCCAGUCGUUUUAUAACAGUUUACCAUGUAAAAGACUACGUGAAAUUCUCAUGAAAAGGGAAGAGGAGAAAACACACAAUUCAGAAGAAUCAGGAACUGAAGAUGGGCCGGAAAGAGAGGUCACGACGCUGAAGAACACUAACAAUGCAGUCAAUCCAAACGCAGUGGGUCCAGCUGAAUCGGCUGAUAGUAAAGCACCGACUAACUCAGAAUGUUAG
Messenger RNA from Ruditapes philippinarum (Manila clam), 1227 nucleotides. RefSeq names its product rhodopsin-like. Gene Ontology annotation, cellular component: membrane. Bases 1 to 1227 code for a protein of 408 amino acids. Gene Ontology annotation, biological process: G protein-coupled receptor signaling pathway. Gene Ontology annotation, molecular function: G protein-coupled receptor activity. NCBI's taxonomy places the organism in Eukaryota, Metazoa, Mollusca, Bivalvia, Venerida, Veneridae. The record is from RefSeq and is a predicted model, not a curated record. The transcript has 7 exons.